Messenger RNA from Pediculus humanus corporis (human body louse), 1164 nucleotides. RefSeq names its product malate dehydrogenase, putative. Gene Ontology annotation, molecular function: oxidoreductase activity. Bases 1 to 1164 code for a protein of 387 amino acids. The transcript is spliced from 8 exons. Lineage: Eukaryota; Metazoa; Arthropoda; Insecta; Psocodea; Pediculidae. The record is from RefSeq and is a predicted model, not a curated record.
AUGUCGGCAGUUAUUGUUUGCAAAAAAUUAAAUAUUAUAUGUAGCAUUUUCAGGAAUUUUACCUCGACAAGCAAUAGUGCCAACGAAGUAGUACCACUAAAAGAAGUAAAAAGAUUUAUUAUUGAUUGUUUAAAAGCAGUAAAUACAAAUUUGAGGAAUGCUGAACAAUUGGCUGAUGUUUUAGUUGCAGCAGAUUACAGGGGUCAUUACAGCCAUGGAUUAAACAGGAUCGAAAUUUAUGUAAAUGACAUUAAAGGAAAUGUAUGCAACCAAAAUUCCGUACCAAAAAUAUUAAAAGAAACAGUUGCCACGGCUUGGGUUGAUGGACAAAGUGGACUCGGACCCGUUGUCGGAAAUUUUUGUACGGAUUUGGCCGUGGAAAAAGCAAAAAAUGUUGGAAUCGGAUGGGUCGUAGCAAAAAAUUCUAAUCACUACGGAAUUGCUGGAUGGUACACUAAAAGAGCUUCUGAUAAUAAUAUGAUUGGUAUGAGUUUUACUAACACUUCUCCAUUUCUUUGUCCAACUAGAGCUAAAGAGGCCGCUCUUGGUACGAAUCCUAUAUCAGUUGCUGCUCCUGGGAUAUCAGAUGACAGGUUUUUACUUGACAUGGCCACAACUGCUGUUGCCGUAGGAAAGAUAGAAAUUCAAAAUCGAAAAAAUGAACCCAUUCCGGAAGGUUGGGCAGCAGAUGAAAAUGGACAGCCAACAUUAAAUGCAAGUGUCGCACAAAAAGCACGAAGGUUGAUGCCUCUCGGUGGAUCCGAACUUACAUCAGGAUAUAAAGGUUACGGUUUAUGCCAAAUGGUCGAAGUAUUUUGUGGAAUUUUAGCCGGAGCGAAUUAUGGUCCGAAAAUCAGAAAAUGGGGAGAUACAAAUUCUUUAGCUAACCUCGGACAAUGCUUUGUCGCAAUUAAUCCAGAAUGUUUUGCUCCAGGAUUUAAAGACAGGGUUUCAGAUUUAAAUAAUAUUCUUCGAAACUUAAGUCCUGCAGAUUCUAAAAAACCCGUUUUGGUGGCUGGAGACCCUGAAAAAUUUCGAAUGAAAUUAGUUGAUAAAGAAGGUGGUAUAAGGUACCACGUAAAUCAAAUUAAAGCCGCGAAUGACUUGGCAAAAAAUCUUAAUGUUGAUCCUUUAAAAAUGGAACCUAUCAGAAUUUCAGAAUAA